Diospyros lotus (date-plum) is the source of this 10804-nucleotide messenger RNA. RefSeq names its product intermediate cleaving peptidase 55, mitochondrial-like. The record is from RefSeq and is a predicted model, not a curated record. The transcript has 8 exons. Gene Ontology annotation, molecular function: aminopeptidase activity. Lineage: Eukaryota; Viridiplantae; Streptophyta; Magnoliopsida; Ericales; Ebenaceae. Gene Ontology annotation, cellular component: mitochondrion. The coding region runs from base 1831 to 2418 and encodes 195 amino acids.
AUUCCCCUCUCUCUCGCCUCUUUUCCUUCUCCAGCACACAUCAAUUCCAUUCUUCAAGAAACCCACUUUUUUCUCUUCCUGUCUCUUUCUCUCUCACUCCUCCAACAUUCUCCGUCUUCUUCGUGCGCUCCCUCUCUCCCCCUUCCUAAGCCUUCGCUCCUCUGAUUCAGACCCUUCUCCGUCAAAAUGUCGGCCCAAAUCGUCGAACACAUUGUCCUCUUUAAGGUCAGACCCGAAACCAACCCAUCCAAGUUGACUCCACGGCCGCCGGCCUCUCUACUGUCGACCCCAUCCUCCACCUGUCCGUCGGCCCCGUCCACCGGAACCGCUCGCCGGCGUUCUCCUUCACCCGCAUGCUCCACAGCCGCUACAAGUCCAAGGACGAUCUCGACGCCUAUUCGGGUCACCCGGCACGCGUCAGCGUCGUCACAGAUCAGGUCCGCCCUAUCUCUUCUUCUGCUGGAGCUGACCCCGAGCCGAGUUCAUGUUCACCGAGCUCACGCUCGAGCUGGAGCCUGAGUUCGGCAUGCCGAGCCCGAGCUGCUCGAUUGCAACCCUAAACACAGGGACCAAAAACCCUAACCCGAUUUCAUUUAACUGGUUUCGUAUGCAUAUAUAUAUAUACACAUUUAUGUAUAUGCGAACGCACGCACACAUACUUAUGAUAUUGUUGGUUUAUUUUUGAACUUAAAAGUGCAGCUUUUGGUCGGUCUCCGUCAGUCUUUCAAAUAUUGAGAAAAAGAAUAUUGUAAAGCUGUUUCGUUAUGAAUGUUCAUUUCUAUUUCUUGCCUUUUUAACUUCAAGCAUUUCCUUAUAGACAAAAUUUAAAUGUUAAUAUAAUGUGCUGGCGUUUCUUCUUGGGUAUUUUUUUUUUCUUUUCUGUAUUUUCACGUCUAAUAUGAGUGGAUUUUGACAUGCUUUUAGUUCAAAUUGGAUUUUUUAUGUUAUGUUAUGUUUGUCAUUGAACUGUGCAAAUUUAUUCAUGCACCUUUUUCCAUGUUUGUAUUAUUUAUAGUCUGUUUAUUUGAAUAAAAAGUCAGCCAGAUGCCGUCUGUAUACCCCCAAGAACGUCCCUGAUGUAGGGCAGCCUACUGAUGCUUCCCAGUGUUCCCACCCAGAGGUAUUACUUUGCAGGAUCUAUCAUUCCAGUAUGGUCUGGUGAAGCAUUUUCAUUUUCUACUUACUAGAUUCCCUUGCCUCUGAUUAUAGUUACUGUUGAGAGAGUUUGGAUUGAAUAGAAAUUCUCUCUUAUUUAUUCCAUGAGUAUGAAACCCUAUAUAUACAAGAAGUAUGCUAAUAAAUCUCCUAAAAACUAGGAGUGGAUAACAACCUAAUAAGUAGGAAUAAUAAUCAUUUAUAAUUUACAGAUUUAUACAAAAUAUGAAAACUUAAACUUGAUUUAUCUUCUUAGGCUUCAUGCUUCCUUAUCUUCUCAUCAUUAAUUGCCACUCCUUGUCUUCUAAAUGAUAAGGUUCUUUAUCCGUAACAGUUACUUAAGGAAGGGGAAAUAACGCCUGACAUUACUAGUGAAGAAUAUUUGUUGAGAAGGAAGAGAUUAUUGGAGCUUCUUCCGUAGAAGAGUUUGGCAAUAAUUGCAGCUGCACCUGUGAAGAUGAUGACUGAUGUUGUCCCUUACAUGUUUUGACAGGAUGCUGAUUAUUUAUACAUUAGAGGCUGCCAACAACCUGGACGUAUAGCAGUUUUAGCUCAUGAUUGUGGUUUAUGCAUGUUUAUGCCAGAAGCAAGCCCCCUCAUGAAGUUAUCUGGCAAGGAAAGAUUGCUGGAGCCGAGGCAGCUUUAGACAUGUUCAAGGCUGAACAAUCAUAUUAAAUGAACAGAUUGCAGAAGGAUGUUAUCUGGCAAGGAAAGGUUGCUGGAGCUGAGGCAGCUUUAGACAUGUUCAAGGCUGAACAAUCAUAUUCAAUGAACAGAUUGCAGAAGGAAUUUAUCUGGCAAGGAAAGGUUGCUGGAGCUGAGGCAGCUUUAGACAUGUUCAAGGCUGAACAAUCAUAUUCAAUGAACAGAUUGCAGAUGAUCCUUCCGGAUAUGAUAAGAAGUUCCUCCAACUUGUACCAUAAUGUUAAAACAGCCACACGUUACACGAAAUUAGAGGCCUUCCAGAAGGCUGAUAAUGAUGGCAAAGUGAAAGAUUUUUGUGUGUACACCCAUGAAGCCCGAUGGAUAAAAUCACCGGCUGAGCUCAAGUUAACGAGAGACUUUGCAGCAAUAGGUUGCCAGGCUCUUUUACAAACAAUGUUGCAUUCAAAGGCAUUUCCUUAUGAGAGUAUGCUGUCAGCUAGAGUUGAAUAUGAAUGCAACAUGAGAGAUUUAACCCUGUGGUUGGCGGUGGGCCUAAUGGUACUGUUACACAUUAUUCUCGAAAUGACCAGAAAAUCAAGGAGGCGGACCUUGUUUUAAUGGACAUUGGAUGUGAAUUGCAUGGUUAUGUUAGUGACAUCACUCGCACCUGGUCGCCUUGCGGAAGCUUUUCUCCCAUUCAUGUAUGUAGUUAUUUUCUUUCUUUCUUUAUUAUUAUUUUUUUUGGCAUACAUGACAAUCUUAGUUGCAAAAAGAAGGGGAAAAUAAAAGAAAUUAAAGGUUCUUCACAGUUGUGGACUUGUCCUCAUUAAUUCAAGGUGUUGCAGAGAUUGGAAAAAUCAAGCCUAACCAUUACCACUUUCCUUAAUGUUUAUGCUUUUGGGUUUGAACCUGUCUUCUCGCAUAGAGGUAGACUAAACUUUUGGCACAAUAGCAAGCAAGAUGCAAAAGAAAUAUCCUUUCUUAACCACAAUUUGUUCGGCCAUGGUCCUCAUUGAGAUAUUGCUCACCCUUACAUAAUCUGAGAACCGCGAUAAACAAAAAUCGCAAAAGAGAGUUCCGAUUCUUACUGAAAUUGCUUAACUACUCACUAAAAUUGAAAAGUCCCAAUAGCAGGAAAAUCCAAAAUUUGAAAUUUGAAGUUUUAAACUUCAAAUAUGCCGAGAAUAAUACCUCAAAUGCAGGAAAAAUUACUAAUUUGGAGCGCCUAAUCCACUAUCCCUCCAUGAUUGCAUCUCCAAGUGAGAUUAAUCCACGGAAAACAACAAAGCAGAAUGAGGACCAACAAAGCAAGAGGCAGUCGCGCAAAUAGAUUCUCACCUAGUCGAGAGCUUCUCUCUCUAACAUCUUAACUUACUCAGAGCUCUUUCUUGACUGAGAGCUCUUUCUUGAUUCUAUGAGUGGUGGUGCAUGGCUAUUCUUAGUUGGUGGAGCGAUUUGUCUGGUUUAUUCCGUUAAUGAACGAGACCUCAGCUUGCUAACUAGCUAUAUGGAGGUGAUCCUCCACAACUAGUUUCUUAGAGGGACUAUGGCCCUUCAGACCACAGAAGUUUGAGGCAAUAACAGGUUUGUGAUGCCCUUAGAUGUUUUGGGCCGCACGCACACUACACUAAUGAAUUUAACGAGUCUAUAACCUUAGCCAAUAGACCCAGGAAUUUUUGAAAUUUCAUUGUCUUGGGGAUAUAGAUCAUUGCAUUUGUUGGUCUUUGAUGAGGAAUUCCUAAUAAGCGCGAGUCAUCAGCUCGCGUUAAUUACGUUCUUGCCUUUUGUACACACCUCUUGUUGCUCCUACUGAUUGAAUGGUCCGGUGAAGUGUUGGGAUCGUGGUGAUGUGGGUGGUUCAUUGCCUGCGACGUUGCGAGAAGUCCACUGAACCUUAUCAUUUAGAGAGGGAGAAGUCGUAACAAGAUUUCUGUAGGUGAACAUGCGGAAGGAUCUUUGUCGAACCUUGCAAGAGCAGAACGACUUGCGAGCCAGUAACUGUAAGCUGUGAGAGAGGCGGCCCUCAUGGUGCCUCCACCACCGUGAGGGGCGUGCAAACUCAGCCUCUCUGGCCGUGGCGCACCCUCCCACGACAAACAACGAACACCGGCGUAGGACAUGCCAAGGGAAUGAAAUGAAUGAGGCCCCCCUCUUGACCCCCUUGACGGCAACGGCGGGGUGCCACCUCUUUUAUUUAAGAAAAACGAAUCUUGGCAACAGAUAUCUCAGCUCUCGGCUUCCAGAUAUCUCGGGCAGUGUGUACAAAGUGCAAGGACGUAGUUUAUGCGAGCUGAUGACUCGCAUUUACUAGGUCUUCCUUGUUGAAGACCAACAAAUGCAAUGAUUUAUCUCCAUCAUGAUGAAAUUUCAAAGAUUACCUGGACGUGUCGGCCAAGGAUAUGGACUUGUUGAAUACAUCAGUGUAACGCGCGUGCGACCCAUAACAUUAAGGGCAUCAUGGACCUAUUAUUAUCUCAAACUAUCGUGGCCUGAAAGGCCAUAGUCCCUCUUAAGAAGCUAGCUGUUGAGGGUUAUCUUCACAUAGCUAGUUAGCAGGUUAAGGUCUCGUUCGUUAACGGAAUUAACCAAACAAUUCACCCCACCAACUAAGAACAACCAUGCAACACCACCCAUAGAAUUAAGAAAGAAAUCUCAAUUAAGAAAGAGCUCUCAGUAAGUUAAGAAGUUAGAGAGAGAAACUCUUAGUUGGGUGGAAAUUUUCUUGCGCGAUUGUCUCUUGCUUUCUUGGUCAUUUUUCUGCUUUGUUGUUCUUCAUGGAUUAACCUCACUUGGAGAUGCAAUUAUGGUAUGAUAGUGGAUUGAGGGCCUAGAUCAGUGAUUUCUACUAUAUUGGAGGUAUUGUUUUCGACAGAUUUGAAGUUUAAAACUUCAAAUUUCUAAAUUUGGAUUUUACUGUGAUAGGGACUUUUUAAUUUUAGUGAGUUUUUAAGCGAUUUCUGUAAGGAUCAGAGCUCUUUUGUGCGAUUUUUGUUUGUCGCAAUUCUCAAAUUGUGUAAAGGUGAACAGUAUCUCAGUGGGGGCCAUGGCUGAUUGGAUUAGGUAUUGACUUGUCAAAGACUAGUUUGUUCGUAUUCAAGUUUGCAGAUAAGGAGUCAAGUGAUGGUGUGCUACAGAGAGGGGCCGUAUUUUGUUUAUGGCCGUGGUGUGAUGCUAAAACAAAUGCCAUCUUGUUUUGAUUUUGAGGACAAGUAUGUUAGUAUCAUGUGAUUCAUGCCAGUCUGGAUAUUGCUGCCAGGGCUGCCAUCAGAUUGUUGGAACUCCAAAGCUCUGGGCAAGAUUGCAUCAAAGAUUGAUAGGCCCUUUUAUUUGGAUAAACUCACAGUCACCAAGGAACGGAUUUGUUUUGCCAUGAUUCUUGUCGAAGUUGAUGUUUUGAAAGAACUUGUCUAGUCUUUUUAAAUUAAAAUGCCCACUGGAAGAGUAUGGGAGUAGAACGUGGUUUAUGGGUGUGAGCCAAAAUUCUGCCCAACUUGUAAAGUCAUGGGUCAUUCUGUGAAUGGAUGCAGUAAUAGAAAAAAUUCGGUAGUUAUUGGAGAUAAGGUUCCUUCGUCGAAAAGCCGUGAAAAUACUUCCAAGACGCCAGAGAUGGUUUCAACUUAGGAAACAAAAAGGUGGUUUUGAAUCCUUAGUGUAUGCCUUGAUCGGAUGUUCUAGUGGUUGUUGUGGCUGAUGCGUCAUUAAUUUCCCGUAAGAGAGAUGAGCGAGCUUCGGAUUUGCCAUCAGCAACUGGCCGUCAUUCUCAUAAAGGGGCCAGGACAGGUGGAUGUAUGGUAGGGCAAGCUGGGGUCCCUUUUCAGGAGAUUAAAGGAAAGAAAAAGAAAUCAACAAAGCAUUCAGCCCCCGAAAUCGAGCAGCAAUCCUAGCAUUCUGAAAAGCCUAAGGUAAGUAUGAAUGUAGCGAAGGGUUAGAAGGACAAGGGUGCCCUUGUAGAUAAACCAUUAUCCCCAAAAACGUUGGUCAAGAAGGGUCAAUCCCUUCUUAUUGCCACAUGAAGAUCGCAACCUGGAAUAAUAGGCCCCUGAAGCAGAAUUGGGUUAAAGAUCUCAUUCAACAGGAGAAGAUUGAUGUUUUUGACAUCUUGGAAACGAAGCAGAAUUUAUCAAAGUUGUAGUAGAUGAUGAGAAAUAAAUUCCUAGCAUUUCAGCAGAUGAACAACUUCUAGCUGCAUACAACGAGUAGAAUUGUGAUAUUAUGGAACUCGAUAAAAUUUUGUAUUGAGCCGCUUGAUAGCUCCUUCCAAGCCAUCGACUGCUCAGUGACUUGCAAGGUAACUUCAGUUUCCUUUAAGAUCAGUUUUGUAUACGCUUUUCAUUCCAUUGUUAGCAAGAGACCCUUUUGGAACAACCUAGUUGAUAUCUCCAUGAGGAUCAAUGCCUCUUGGCUCAUCCUUGGAGAUUUUAACAGUGUGCUUAAGAAAAAGGAAAAAUGCAAUGGGAUGGUUGUGUUAGCGUAUAAAAUCAAAGAUAUCUAGGAUUGUGUUCUCUCAGCGGGUCUAUUUGAUUUACCAUCCUAUGACUGUUUUUUCACUUGGAGUGACAAUUCAGUGUGGUUUGAAUUGGAUAGGGCGUUAGUUAAUAAUGAAUGGCUCAUGGGAGGGCUUAAUGGCUAAGCUUUAUUCCUUCUGUUGGGCUGCCUUUCAGACCAUUCGCCAUGUAUUAUUUCUUUGGUAAAGCAGGAGAGCUCAUUCGGGAAGCCAUUUAAGUUCUUUAACAUGUGGGUUUCUCAUGAAAAAUUUUAGUCAAUGGUUAACGAGGAAUGAAAUCUGUUUAAUUGUGUUAAUCAAGGGACAAAGUAGUUUAUUCUUUGCAGGAAAUUACAGAGAUUAAAAGGCCCAUUGAAGAAGUUUAAUUCCCUACAUUUUAGUCUUAUAUCAACUCAUGCAGAUAGGGCAAAGAUAGCCUUGAAAGUUAGCCAAUUGGAGCUUCAAAGUCAUCUUCUUGAUGCCGAUAUGUAGCAUAGAGUGGUUGGGUUGAUGAAGGUUUCAAUGAAUCUUAAUGAGGCUGAGUGUCAUUUCUAUUAGCAAAAAGCGAAGUGUAAUUAUCUUGAGAAUAACGACAUGUGCACAAAAUUCUUUCAUGCUUUAGCAAAAGAAAUUCUAUUGCUUACGUCCGCAAAGAAGAUGGGUCCUUUACCCACCAACAGGUUGUGAAUGAAUUUGUUUCAUUCUAUGAAAAGCUCUUAAGCUCAAGAAUGUCGUGUGACCUGCUUGAUCUCCACAUAUUGCGCUCAACUAAAGUAAUCUCAGCGGAUCAGGUGGCCAGUCUUAUCAAGCUUGCAUCCCAGCAGGAAAUUAAAGAUGCAUUCUUUAGCAUAGGAGAAGAUAAAGCUCCAGACCCUGAUUGUUUUUCCUUUAUUUUUUCAAGAAAUGUUGGCACACAGUGGGUGAUCUGUGCUCCAAAGCAGUUGAAAAAUUCUUCGUUUCUAGGGCCCUCUUAAAGUAGUUAAAUCACACAACAAUUUCCUUGAUUUCGAAAUCAAGUCAUGCUCAAUCAGUGGGUGAUUUUAGACUAAUCGCUUGCUGUAAUGUUAUUUUCAAGGUGAUAUCCAAAAUUUUAGCUAGUCGGCUAGCUUUUUCCCUUGGCCAUGUUGUGGAUCAUGCCCAAUUUAGUUUUGUGGAAGACAGGAGUAUGAUGGAAAAUAUUCACCUAGGCCAAGAGCUUAUGGGAAAAUAUUGUAGAAAACGUAUUUCUUCUCUGUGUUUGAACAUGGUGGAUUUAAUGAAAACUUACGACAUAGUCAGUUGGGAUUUCUUUAAAGAUGUGCUUGAUGGUAUGGCUUUCCCUCCAACCUUUAGCAAAUGGGUCAUGGAAUGUGUUUCUACAGCUUUGUAUUCCAUCAAUGUGAAUGGCAGACUCCAUGGCUUUUUCGAAGGAGAAAAAGGGCUUAGGCAAGGUGACCUCUUGUCCCAUUUCUUUUUUGUGCUUUGCUUAUAAUACCUAUGGAGAGCCCUUAGUGUUGUAACGAGUAACUCAGUGUCUAAUUACCAUCUAAAGUGUGGGAGCUUGAAGUUAUCGCAUUUUGCAUUUGGAGACGACCUCAUCUUUUUUUGUAGAGGUGACCGAACAUCUGUUAGUAUUUUGAUAGACACCUUAUCUAAUUUUGGUGCAAGUCGGGUCUUCAAGUGAUUGCCUUAAAGUCCAAUCUGUUUACUGCAGGCAUCAAAGUUAAGAGCUCGAGGACAUUUAGCCGUUGGUGAAUUUUCCUAAAGUGUUUAUGCCAGUUCGGUACUUGGGUAUCCCGUUAGCAGCGGAGAAGCUUAAGGUCACCCACUAUGGUCCGUUUAUUGAGAAAAUCAUUGCCUACCUCAACUCUUGGACGAGCGCAUCCCUCUUCUAUGCUGGAAGAGCUAAGCUUAAGCUUCUCAGCAGCAAGGGGGAUGCUCAAGUAUUAGAAAGGGAUAUAGCCUUUCGGAAAGUUGGCCAAGGAUUGAAUCUCCUCUAAUUCUUGGCCCACAAUUCGUGCUAGAUAAAGGCUAGAUUUCAUAGCAUUCGCACCAAGGCCAGACUUGGCCCCAAAACUAUAUAGGCAGUCCAUGAUGAUUUUGAUUGAAAUGACAUCCCCUCUAGACAUAAGCAUCAGGUCAUCGACAAAGAUAAGAUGAGAAAUUUUUAGAUUUUCAUAUUUAGGAUGAUAGUUGAACUCUGAGUUCUCUAUCACAGCCUUGAGGGAUUUAGAAAAAUACUUAAGACAUAGCACAAGAAGGAAAGGAGAAAGAUGAUUCCUUUGCCUGAGGCUUUUAUUCCCUUUAAUGAAGCCAUAAAGGCUGCCACUCAAUACGAGAUAGAACGAUGGAGAGAUGACACAUUCCAUGAUCCAUUGAACAUAAAUUAUUGGGAAUCUCAGACCAACAAGAACCUCCCUGAGAAAAUCCCAGUUAAUGGAAUCAAUGCCUUUCUGAGGUCGACUUUGAUCAGGCAACGAGGGGAGCCCUUUUUCUUAUUAUACUUCCUUAAAAGCUUCUAUGCCAAGUGGAUAUUCUCGAUUCUAUUUCAACCCUCCGCAAAUGUAGAUUGACCUUUGUCAACUAGAGAACCAAUAAUAGAGGCGAUCUCGCUGUAGGAAUUUUAGAGAUCACCUUGUAAGUGACGUUACAGCAAGCAAUGGGCUUGAAAUCCCCCGGGUGCAUGGAAAGAUUUAGGCACCAAAACAAUGGUUGUAUGGUUGAUCUGCGUAAGAAAGGAGCCCAAUGAGAAGAAUUCAGUCACUGCUUUACAUAACUGAUCCCUAACCAAAUGCCACGCCUUCUGGCCCUGGGAUUUAUCCUAAAAAAUAUUGAACAAGAUAACCAUAAUCUCUUGAAUGGAGAUGGCCGUAGUUAGACUCUCGGCUUACUCCAUAGAACACCAUCGGCCCGGACUGCAAAAUAUUCAAGAUCAAUAGGCUCCUUACUGUUAGGUGUGCCUAGAAGGCUAUCAUAGAACCUAAGGAAUUAAUUAGCAACAUGCUGUUUGAAAGUGGUAAUGGAGACGUCCUCCUUGCAAACAACAACAAUAUGAUUCCUUUUAGAGUUUCUCUUAACCAUGGUGUGAAAAUAUUUAAGGCAUCUGUCACUAUUCUUGAGGAACGAGGAUUUAGCUUGCUGAAAGUAGAAGAGCUUUUCUACUUCACUCAGGAAUAAAGCUUGCUUCCGUAGCUCAGCCACUUCUGCUCUAAAGAUUCUCAUUAAGCGGCUAGUCAUGGAGAUCCAUUUUAGCAUUUUUCAAAGGCUUAGAUGCUUUCUCAGAUCUAGAAGAGAUAUGGGCAAAAUGCUUAUCGUUAAGCUGCUUUAGAGGCCUCUUGAGACUUCACAGCUUCUGACAAAGAACAAAUUGAUUCGUGCCAUAAACCUGAUUAUUCCAUUUAGUUGAAAACAUUGAGGGAAUUCUCAUGGUUAACCCACAUAUUGAAAAAUUUUAAUGGCUUGCUAUUAGCCAUUAUUUGAUGGAAGAGAGACAAUAUUUGGAGGAUAAUUCGAUAAACAACCAAUAGAAAGGAAGUUGACAAGCUAAAAAAAUCCCGCAAGCAGCCAGGGGUUGUUAACCAUAACUAUAUCCAGCUUGCACCGAAUCAAAUUGUUAGACCAAGUGAAAAAACAACCGAUGGAUUGCAUGUCUGAAAGCCCAGCAUUGAGACAACAUCAAGUAGAUCCUUAACUUCAUAGGGAGUGACCUCAACCCCAUUUCAUUUCUCACAAUUGCACAUAACAUUAUUAAAAUCUCCAAGAACCAACCAAAGAGAAACACAUUGAGAACCAAAUUCAGCUAAAUUUUUUCAUUAUGGUUUCUUUCAGACAAUAGAAUGGAAAGCAUAAACAAAGCUUAUAUGAAAAAAAUUGUAGAAUCCUUACAAGUAAACUUGUAAUGAAAAUCUUAGGGAGAAAUCUCAAUAGGAACAACUACUUUGGACGGAUCCCACAAGAUCAAGAUCCUUUAUACUGAGUGAGUUUGGAAGUUGUUAAGUUCCAUCCAAUCAGGGGAUUUAUUCCUGAUGACCCUAUGAAUCUUAGGAUGAUUAAGUUUGGUCUCCAGAAUAAAUAACCUAGCCAGCAGAGAGCUUGUGCCUUUAUUUCAUGAUGGUUGUUCAGUAGUUAUGGAAUAUGAAUUUGGUCAUAUAAUUCCCACAUGAUCUCGUAUAUUAAUGAGACCAAAAGGUCUCUUCAUCAGUUUCUUUGAGCUGGACUUUCCAGGUGUUUUGAUAAAUUGCAUGAGCCCUUGUCACUGCAUUAACAAGUAUGGUGAAUUCGGUUUGCUACGGUUCACUAAUCCAACCGAUGUGCCCUGCUCUUUUCAAUGUUAGUUUUAUUAUUCUGGUGAGUUGUGUGUGUUUAUUGGGGUGUGCUUUGCAAGAGUCAAGUAUUGACAUGCGGUUGCCUCUUUGGGAUGGCUAGUGUAGGAUUUUGGAAGAUUCCGUCGUAAUAUUGAAUAUUGUCAAUACGUGCCUUGCAGCUGAAUACAAUUAGCUUCUGAAUUAUGAUAGAUGUUUGUAUUCGUAUUCUACUUUUUAA